Messenger RNA from Python bivittatus (Burmese python), 1747 nucleotides. Lineage: Eukaryota; Metazoa; Chordata; Lepidosauria; Squamata; Pythonidae. The record is from RefSeq and is a predicted model, not a curated record.
UGGUUUCUUGGGCUGGAUGGGAGAAUUGUACUUUCAGGGUUGCAAGAAUCUGUUAAUGUGGCUUUACAAUAAAGUAAUAUUAGCUUGUCUGGUUGUGUUUCCUCUCUGCUCUACUUAGUAAGGCUGACAUACUGUAAGUGCGAUUUAACCUUCAUUUUCACUGGCAAAACAAUGUGCCUGACAGCUUUGCCACUGACUGUUAUGGAAGUUUCCAGUACUCAUUGCAGGUCUAUUAAGCCUCAGCUGCCCAUUCACCCCAUUUCACUACGUGUCCUUCACUGAAUCUAGAGCAGCACUUAGCAAAGGAUGUUGUGCUCGAGAAAAAGGAUGUAAAAGGUACACACUUUGUAAUUCCUCGUCCUUUUUGCAGCCUUCCCAGAAGCUGUUCUAUGUGGCUGACAAGGCAGGACAAAAGAAUUGGAGGGGAAGGGGGAACCACCAAAGAUUGCCUCCCAGCCUCCUUUACCCUGUACUACUCCAAAUCCUGGGGAUUUUGGUGACUAGAAGGAGCUCUUCCAUUCAUGGAGUGGCCAUCCUGGGUCCAACUCCGUGUGCUUUAUGUGUUUCCCUCCUCUCAGGAUUACUAGUUUGCUGGUUGAUUUCUUUGCUCACUUACUUUUUUGUGUCUUAGGGAAACCGAUGUGGUCUUGAAAUAUUUGAGGGAAGAAUGUAAUGUGAAGAAGAUAGGUGUCAUUGGAUUUUGUUGGGGCGGAGCCGCUGUACAUCAUCUGAUGUUGAAAUAUUGCAUAUUUAGCGCAGGCGUAUCCAUCUACGGAGUUAUCACAUUAAUGGAGAACAAUUUCAACCUGAAUAAUCCCACAUUUUUCAUUGUUGCAGAGAAGGAUGAGUUCAUUCCUCUUGACCAAGUUAUUGAGCUAACUAGGAAGCUGGAAGUGGAAUGCAAAGUUGAUUUUGAAGUGAAAAUAUAUCCUGGGCAGACUCAUGGCUUUGUACAUCGCAAGAGAGAAGACAUUAAUCCUCAAGAUAAACCUUACAUUGAAGAAGCAAGGAAGGACAUGCUGUGUUGGCUGCGCAAAUAUAUCUAGCAAUCUGUGCAAUCUAUGAAAAUAUCAGAGAGAGAGAGAGAGAGAGAGAAAGAUUUCAUUAGUGGAAAAAAAAGAAUGCAAGACAUAAGCUUUGAUUACUUAAAUGCAUAAUUUUCUCUGCUAUGAGCAAAUGUAUAUAGCAAUAAGGAGGCUCAGCUGCUGCUCGGAACAAUCUCUUCCCCCAGACCGCAUACCCACCAGCAUCGGACUAGGAAUGGAAACGUGGUUCUUUGUUCUGACACGCAAACUUGUUUAUUCCUUCCUUUCCAGUACCAGACUCUCUCCCAAACCUCAAAAGCAUUAUGAUGGUGCUUUUCAGGAAAGAAGUGACGUUUUGUCUGUGUUUGUUGCAGGGGAAGACUUAUUAGCUAUUUCCCUCUCUGGAAAUAUGAUGCCUGCCAGGUUAUGAGACAGACUUUCACAGCAAAUAGCAAAUUGCAUUGCAGUUAAAAAAAAGUAGGUGAAGUAGUAAAGUAUCAGUACUCAGUCACUCGACUGUGAGAAAGUAGUGAAAGUAGUCUUCUCUAAGCCCAACCCAAGAAAUACAUCCAAUUUUUGAACAAGAGGGAACUGGGGCUGGCGCCCUAUAAGUCUUUUCUAUUCCAGCAUUCCUAAUUCUUAGGUAUUUCCCUGUCUGGAAAUAUAAUACCUGCCAAUUUAUGAGACAGGCUUUCACAGCAAAAAGCAAACUGCGUUGCAGU